UCUAAGCUGUUUUUGGGCAAAAGAACAACAUUAAUGGCUCAAAAACGCAAAUAUAACCAGUGGACCGAAGCAGAUAUGGAACAUGCUUUAAAGGCGUACAGGGAAAAUAAAAUAGGACUCAAUGAAUGUUGCCGGCAAUUCAAUAUUCCAAAGCCAACGUUUAAAAGGCAUUUGAAUUCAAAAAAUAGGAAAGCUAAUGAGCACAUUCAACACAUUGGCCGCCUCACAGUUUUUACCUUUGAAAUUGAAGAGGAACUUACUCAAUACCUCCUCAAACUGGAAAAUCUCAUGUUUGGGGUAACUAUUCAUGACGUGCGACGCUUAGCAUUUGAGUUAGCUGAAAAAAAAGGUGUAGCUCACAAUUUCAAUAAGGAAAAGGGUCUAGCGGGGAAAGCUUGGUACUAUGGCUUUAUGAAGCGACACCCCAAUUUAUCUCUUAGGCAGCCUGAAAAGGUCUCAUUGAGUAGAGUUUGCGGAUUUAAUAAGGAAAAUGUUUACAAGUUUUUUGAUAUUCUGGAGAAGUUGGUGGAUGAGCAUGGAUUUACUGCUGUAACAAUGUUCAACGUUGAUGAAAGUGGAUUUUCCACGGUUCAAAAAAAAAUCAAAAAAUCAUCGCGGCAAAAGGAAAGAAACAAGUUGGUGGUGUGUCUAGUGGAGAACGUGGGGUGA
This is a messenger RNA of Photinus pyralis (common eastern firefly), 669 nucleotides long. RefSeq lists its product as uncharacterized. The coding region runs from base 34 to 669 and encodes 211 amino acids. Lineage: Eukaryota; Metazoa; Arthropoda; Insecta; Coleoptera; Lampyridae. The transcript is spliced from 2 exons. The record is from RefSeq and is a predicted model, not a curated record. Gene Ontology annotation, molecular function: DNA binding.